GUUAAUAAGGGAUAAAGGAGAGGUAUUUGAAGGUUAUAAUUAGGAUAUAUGAAUAUUUUAGUAUUUUAAUGAUAGGAUUCUCUUUUUCGGAGAAAAAAUUGGGUUUUUUUGGCUCUUUUUAUCUUAAACAUUUUUGAAAUUAGGAUUGGGUGAUGCCACGAAUACCUGUACGUGUGGAGCCAUAUUCUAGUCCUUCGCAUCAGAAUAGACACUUUAAGUGUAAGCGUGAUAGGAUUCUUCGUGCUUUAUGCAAGUCUUGCUAUAUAAAUAAGUCUAAUUUUGCGAUUUUGUUGGUUAAUUCUAGGGGGGAUUAUGAAACGUAUGCAAGUGAAGCAUUUCAGGGACAAUUGAAAUCGUGGUUUAAUCAGAAGGUUUUGAAUGAUGCUCAAAAGUUAGCACUUGCUUAUCAAAAAUCUGGAGACACGUUUAAAGAUGGAUUAGCUAAGAAAAAUAUUAGAAACAAGGAAAAUAUUGAAUUAAAAGAUGAUAAGAUGAAUGGAAUAUGUUAUCCUGGUGUUUUAAGUGAAGAUGAUGUUUUAGGAUUAAAGUGUUCUGAUUCAUUGGAAAAAUUGUUUGAAGGGCCAUCAUAUGAUAAAUCUUUGAUGAGUGAUAUUAUGAAAUCAAUCCUUGGUGUAAAUGAAUUUUUCAUUCCAAAAGAGAAGUCCCUUUCAUCGAAUACAACAUGUGAUUCACGGGAUUUUCAAAAGCAGGAGGAUGUGAAUAAGAAUAGUCUUUCUGUUGAAGUAGAUACUGAUGAUAAGAGUAACGAAUAUGUUUCUGGGGAAGUUAAGUAUAGGUCUCUUGUUAUUGGAAAUACAGCUGAAGUUAUUGCAUUUAUGGAGUCUCGAUUUAAACAGUUGCAACAAUCCGUAUGUAAAAUUGUGGCAAAAGCAUGGAUUAAAGUGAUUGAACCGAAGAAGCAAACUCGUUAUCCUUAUAAUAGGGGUGAUAAGUCUAAGCCUUCGUGGUGGCCUGUAAAUAUACGUCAUAAAGAGCCGGAUCACCUUAUGAAAUCAGAAAGAAUUGGCCUUCUUCUUACUAUGUUAAGAUGUUCUAGAAUUCCUAUUAAUAGACUUGAGCUAGCGACUGCUGAGAUUUCUGCUUUUAUGCCUCCUAAUAAAACAAGCCUUUUGAGAGAAAUUUAUCAAGUAGCACGACAGGAAGAAAGAAUGAGAAAUGGGGAAAUUGACAAAUCUACUGAAAUAUAUAUUACGUUAACUGCUUAUGAUCUUUGUUCGAAUAAUAAAACAGUUUCUUCUGAAAUAGAUAAUCAAUUUAAUCAACACACGUCUUCGUCUUCUGCUUUUCUACCAGAAUCAUCAAUACAAUCGCAUCAAAGUCAUUCAGAUGAAGUUGAACCGGUUCAUAAUUUAGGAGUUGUACAGAAACAUCUUUGUUCUAAUCGUGUUACAAAUGAACAGGAUACUGAUUUACAUAAGGAUUAUUUUCCCCCUUAUACACAUGAUUCUAUUCAAGUGGAGAAUCAAAUAUAUUCAGGGGAUCAAAAUCACCUUUCUUCUGAAUAUUUAGUGCUUAAAAAACAUGGGAUAGAAGACAUGAGUAAUCAUACGGAUGUUUAUGCUGAAAAGGACAAUAAUAUAAAUUCUCAGCCAUUGGGUAAUUUUUCUGUUUUUAAGAAAAAUAUGAACGAUUCUUUUUAUUCUAUGAAUUCUUCUGACUUUAAGGAGGGCGAUCGAAGUUGUUAUCCGAUCACGUCUAUGUUUCCUCUUUCUUCUGAUCAAAUUUUUAAUUCUUCUUAUGAUCUUUCUUUACUUGACAAGAGUCUUUCGAUGCAUCCAAAACAUGUACUUCAUAACUAUUCUUCGUCUUCUGACUCGAGUUCAAAUUCUGCUAUUUCCACCUACUCAACAACUGAUUUAUUCUCACAAAAGAAUCAUCAGCAUAUAUCAGAAAUGUUUUCUCCCAAUAAUUCUAAAUAUUGUUUGAGUUAUUCUAAUAUGAAUUAUUCUUGUUUUCCUUUACAUCCAGAUACUUUUUAUAAUGAUGGAUCAUCAGGUGCUUGUUUUUCUAUCCCAAUGAAAACUUCUGUGGAUCCUUCUGACUUUCCUGAUUCUACUGCUAUUUUGCAAAUUAAAUAUGGUCAGGAUAAAACUGCUAAAAAGGCUAAAGAAGGUUUUGUAAAAGAUACAAAUUAG
This is a messenger RNA of Pneumocystis murina B123, 2156 nucleotides long. RefSeq lists its product as hypothetical. The record is from RefSeq and is a predicted model, not a curated record. The coding region runs from base 153 to 2156 and encodes 667 amino acids. The transcript is spliced from 3 exons. Lineage: Eukaryota; Fungi; Ascomycota; Pneumocystomycetes; Pneumocystales; Pneumocystaceae.